AGAUGUAAUGCUAUUCUUACCAUCGAAAAUUUCUGCUAUAAAUGUGAGUCGGAAGAUCUGGACAAAUUAGAAUCGAUUCACACGAACUCUCCAAAAUCGGACAGUGAAGAUUCGAAUUAUAUUACUGACGAUGGGUUUGUUAUUAAGGAUGAUAUAAACACAUCAUAUAUUCAACAGG
Racocetra persica is the source of this 178-nucleotide messenger RNA. NCBI's taxonomy places the organism in Eukaryota, Fungi, Glomeromycota, Glomeromycetes, Diversisporales, Gigasporaceae. The record is from the annotation of a GenBank genome assembly.